AAAAGUUGUUACGGUGUCGUAUCGUUAAAAAGCGAUCUCUUCCAACCAACCUUCAGAACAUUACUACUACAGUACUAAAACAUAUUAUAUUGAUUGACCAAUAAUUACGUAGGUAAAGUUUAUUAACUAUGUACUUCAUUAUUAUGAUCAAUCGAAUGAAUUAUGAGAACAAACCAAAACAUUGUAAAACUAACUUUCGGAAGCGUAAUAAUUGCAAUCAGGCUGAGUUGCACCAUUUUAUUUAAACUUUAAAAAUCGUCAAAAAUCUGUCUCAAACUCCUGGUGUGGACAAACUGGUCAUUGUCAUAGUUAAGGUCAUAGGUAAAUUGGUGCAAAUCAACCUUAGUCUUAUAUUUUAUAUUAAGUAAAUCAAGAUAAUUAUCAUGUUAUCAUUUCAAGUUUAAUUUAAAACUAAUAACGUCAAAUAUUUUGAAAUGUUAAAUAUACCCACAAAAUCAUGCAAUAUUUACUAUGUUUUAGUUUAAAUCAAAUCGUGAUUUUGUAAUUAUAUUUAAUUUGUCUUCACCGUAGUAUAUUUUCAUACAGGAAUUCGCGUCAUCGCCCCAGUUUUCGUAAAUACCUGAGUGUGCAUAAGCAUUAGGCCCGGCGUGAACGCAAUGCGCAAGCUGUAUAAAUCGACUGCAGAAAGUGAUAAUAUUUUUUCAAUAAAUUUCGAAUAUUAUGUUACAUAAAAAUAUAUGUUCAUGACACAAAUAUUUUGUAUUGAGCGGGAAUCGAACAUGCAACCUCUGUUAUAGCGUACCGAACUACCGGUACGCCACUACUCCAUAGGAGCAUUGUUUUCUCGGUACGUAACGUUUGCGAUGGGCCUAACCUUAUUGCUGAAUUAUCAAUAUUUUCCCUUUAAAUUUGGGGGCUCGCAGUAUGAGCUUCAUUCUGUAUUUCGAAGUGCUUCAGAAGGAGGAACUAGCUCCAGUGACGUCACAUCUUGAGUAAAUUGUGAGUGUUCAAUAUGUCUGACUCAGAGUUUGAAUCCACAUUCGGUGGGAGUUCCACCUCCAUCAUCGCUAACCCUCGUAAACAUACGAAGAAGAGGAAGACUGCGCCAACUUCAUCAAGAUCAGACUCUGAGUGUGAAACUGUGCAGCCAGCAGCGCUGAAAAAGAAACCUGUAGCUUCUAGACCUCGAGCUCCAACGAAGAGUUCUACGGAUCUGUUCGGGCUACUAUCCGACGAAGACGAAAGUGUCGCCAUCGAAAACUCUCAACGACUAAAAGUCGGUCGUCAGCAGCUGGACAGCAGCCUGACCUCGAAGGUGGCCAACGGUGUCGUGCGGCGAACGGUUCCGCUCGAGGGCGCUUAUUACGUGGAGGUGCGUGUUUACAACACCAGGGACGCGCUCAAGACGCCGCCCGCGGAUCGCUACAAGAAGACGCUGCACACGCUGAAGGUUCAGCUUAACACCGAAACAUCGCAGUGGCGGGAUCUUCAAAAAUUUAUGAAGACCACGAAGAAAUUGUUUGAAGACCGCGAGCCAAUAUUUUAUAAUAAUAAAAUAAACUUUAAAUCUUAGUUUUAAGUUAGUUAGUUCUAUUCUGAGAAUGAUUUAAAAUAAAUAGCAU
This is a messenger RNA of Ostrinia nubilalis (European corn borer), 1583 nucleotides long. RefSeq lists its product as uncharacterized. The transcript is spliced from 4 exons. NCBI's taxonomy places the organism in Eukaryota, Metazoa, Arthropoda, Insecta, Lepidoptera, Crambidae. The record is from RefSeq and is a predicted model, not a curated record. Bases 974 to 1534 code for a protein of 186 amino acids.